Messenger RNA from Ceratotherium simum simum (southern white rhinoceros), 6038 nucleotides. NCBI's taxonomy places the organism in Eukaryota, Metazoa, Chordata, Mammalia, Perissodactyla, Rhinocerotidae. The record is from RefSeq and is a predicted model, not a curated record.
CUCCCACCCGGUCAGCCCCGAAGAGUUGCCCGGUGGCCGCGGCAGACGGAAGCCGAGCGAGAGCCUCGGCAGCGGCGGGAUGGGGGACUCCAAAGUGAAAGUGGCCGUCCGGAUCCGGCCCAUGAACCGAAGAGAAAUUGACUUGCAUACCAAAUGUGUGGUGGAUGUAGAUGCAAACAAGGUUAUUCUUAGUCCUGUAAACACUAAUCUUUCAAAAGGAGAUGCCCGAAGCCAGCCGAAGGUGUUUGCAUAUGAUCAUUGUUUCUGGUCUAUGGAUGAAUCUGUCAAAGAAAAGUAUGCAGGUCAAGAUGAUGUUUUCGAAUGCCUUGGGGAGAAUAUUCUUCAGAAUGCUUUCGAUGGAUACAACGCAUGUAUCUUUGCUUAUGGACAGACUGGAUCUGGAAAAUCUUAUACCAUGAUGGGUACAACUGACCAACCUGGAUUAAUCCCAAGACUUUGCAGUGGACUCUUUGAACGAACUCAGAAAGAGGAAAAUGAAGAGCAGAGUUUUAAAGUAGAAGUGUCCUAUAUGGAAAUUUAUAAUGAAAAAGUUAGAGACCUUCUUGAUCCCAAAGGAAGCCGUCAAACAUUAAAAGUCAGAGAGCACAAUGUGUUGGGACCCUAUGUCGAUGGACUUUCUAAACUGGCCGUCACAAGCUAUAAGGAUAUUGAGUCUUUGAUGUCUGAAGGUAACAAAUCUCGUACAGUUGCUGCAACCAACAUGAAUGAGGAGAGUAGCCGAUCCCAUGCGGUCUUCAAAAUCACCCUCACACAUACUUUGUAUGACGUGAAGUCUGGGACGUCUGGAGAGAAAGUGGGCAAACUGAGCUUGGUUGAUUUAGCUGGCAGUGAGCGAGCAACGAAGACUGGCGCUGCAGGUGACAGGCUGAAGGAGGGCAGCAAUAUCAACAAGUCCCUCACAACCCUCGGUCUGGUUAUCUCAGCCCUAGCAGAUCAGAGUGCUGGCAAAAACAAGAAUAAAUUUGUUCCAUAUCGUGAUUCAGUUCUCACUUGGCUGCUCAAAGACAGUCUUGGGGGUAAUAGCAAGACAGCCAUGGUAGCUACUGUGAGUCCAGCAGCUGAUAACUAUGACGAAACCCUCUCAACUCUGCGGUAUGCAGAUCGCGCCAAGAACAUUGUGAACCACGCUGUGGUGAAUGAGGAUCCUAAUGCACGAAUUAUCCGAGAUCUCCGGGAAGAAGUAGAAAAACUCCGAGAGCAGCUAACCAAAGCAGAGGCAAUGAAAUCUCCAGAGCUAAAAGACCGGCUGGAAGAAUCAGAGAAGCUAAUCCAGGAAAUGACUGUGACCUGGGAGGAGAAAUUAAGGAAAACUGAAGAGAUUGCACAGGAACGACAGAAACAGCUGGAGAGUCUUGGAAUAUCUCUUCAAUCUUCUGGAAUUAAAGUUGGGGAUGAUAAGUGUUUCCUUGUUAAUCUGAAUGCUGAUCCAGCUCUGAAUGAACUUCUUGUUUACUAUUUAAAGGAACAUACAUUGAUAGGUUCAGCAAAUUCCCAGGAUAUCCAACUAUGUGGAAUGGGAAUUCUUCCUGAACAUUGUAUUAUAGACAUCAUAUCAGAAGGCCAGGUUAUGCUGACUCCUCAAAAGAACACCAGAACAUUUGUAAAUGGCUCUUCUGUAUCCAGUCCUACACAGCUACAACAUGGAGACAGGAUAUUAUGGGGAAACAACCACUUCUUCAGACUGAAUUUGCCUAAAAAGAAAAAGAAAGCAGAUCGAGAGGAUGAGGAACAAGACCCCUCCAUGAAGAAUGAUGCCAGUUCUGAGCAGCUGGAUGUAGACGGAGACUCCUCCAGCGAGGUUUCCAGUGAAAUCAACUUCAAUUACGAAUAUGCGCAGAUGGAGGUUACCAUGAAGGCUCUGGGCAAUAAUGAUCCAAUGCAGUCAAUAUUGAACAGCCUGGAACAGCAGCAUGAAGAAGAAAAGCGAUCUGCGUUAGAGCGCCAGAGGCUUAUGUAUGAACACGAAUUGGAGCAGCUACGAAGAAGGCUGUCUCCUGAGAAACAAAACUGUCGCACUGUGGACAGAUUUUCUUUCCACUCACCCAGUGCCCAGCAGCGAUUGAGGCAGUGGGCUGAAGAGAGAGAAGCAACACUGAAUAACAGCCUGAUGAGGCUGAGGGAACAAAUUGUUAAAGCCAAUCUGCUGGUGAGAGAAGCUAGUUACAUUGCAGAAGAACUGGAUAAAAGAACAGAGUAUAAAGUAACCCUACAGAUUCCAGCCUCCAGCCUCGAUGCCAACAGGAAGCGAGGCUCUCUUCUUAGUGAGCCUGCAAUCCAGGUGAGAAGAAAAGGAAAAGGAAAGCAGAUUUGGUCUUUGGAGAAACUGGACAAUAGGUUGUUGGAUAUGAGAGACCUUUAUCAGGAGUGGAAAGAGUGUGAAGAAGAUACCCCAGUAAUACGGUCUUACUUCAAGCGUGCUGAUCCGUUCUAUGAUGAACAGGAAAAUCAUAGUCUCAUUGGAGUAGCUAAUGUCUUCCUUGAAUCCCUCUUCUAUGAUGUGAAGUUACAGUAUGCUGUUCCAAUUGUCAACCAGAAAGGAGAGGUGGCAGGUCGGCUGCAUGUAGAGGUGAUGCGAAUCAGCGGUGACGUUGGGGAAAGAAUUGCCGGAGGUGACGAUCCCACAGAGAUCUCCCUUGAUAAGGAAACCCAGGAGAACAAACUUGUAUGCAUGGUUAAAAUACUCCAAGCUACUGGGUUGCCACAGCAUCUGUCCCACUUUGUAUUCUGCAAAUACAACUUCUGGGAUCAGCAGGAGCCAGUAAUUGUUGCACCCGAAGUGGAUACCUCGUCCUCUCCUGUCAGCAAGGAACCUCAGUGCAUGGUUGUCUUUGAUCAUUGCAAUGAGUUUUCUGUUAACAUCACUGAAGACUUUAUUGAGCAUCUUUCAGAAGGGGCAUUGGCGAUUGAAGUAUAUGGCCAUAAGAUGAAUGAUCCUCGGAAAAACCCAGCCCUCUGGGAUUUGGGGAUUAUCCAAGCAAAAACACGUACUCUUCGGGACAGAUGGAGUGAAGUCACCAGGAAAGUGGAAUUCUGGGUUCAAAUCUUAGAGCAGAAUGAGAACGGUGAAUACUGCCCUGUUGAAGUAAUUUCUGCAAAGGAUGUGCCAACAGGAGGAAUCUUCCAACUCCGGCAGGGGCAGUCUCGGCGAGUCCAGGUGGAAGUGAAGUCUGUGCAGGAAUCCGGGACUUUACCACUGAUGGAAGAAUGUAUAUUGUCUGUCGGCAUUGGAUGUGUAAAAAUUAGACCACUCAGAUCCCCCAAGACUCAUGAGCCCUUCCAUGAGGAAGAGGAGGACAUGGACAGCUACCAGGAUCGGGAUUUAGAAAGACUGCGUAGAAAAUGGCUAAAUGUACUGACCAAACGUCAGGAGUACUUAGAUCAGCAAUUGCAAAAGCUCGUCAGUAAACAUGAUAAAACAGAGGAUGAUGCUGACCGUGAAGCUCAACUUCUAGAGAUGAGGUUGACGCUAACUGAGGAGAGGAAUGCAGUGAUGGUCCCCUCUGCUGGCAGUGGGAUUCCAGGGGCCCCAGCAGAAUGGACCCCAGUUCCUGGGAUGGAAACACACAUUCCUGUUAUAUUCCUUGACUUAAAUGCUGAUGAUUUCAGCUCUCAGGAUAAUCUUGAUGACCCAGAAGCUGGUGGAUGGGAUGCUACCCUUAGCGGGGAAGAAGAGGACGAGUUCUUUGAACUGCAGAUUGUAAAACAGCAUGAUGGAGAGGUGAAAGCAGAAGCCUCUUGGGACUCUGCGGUACACAGUUGUCCUCAGCUCAGUAAAGGCACGCCUGCGGAUGAGCGAGUGUUUCUAAUUGUGCGGGUGACGGUCCAGCUCAGCCAUCCGGCUGACAUGCAGCUGGUUUUACGGAAACGAAUUUGUGUGAAUGUUCAUGGCCGGCAGGGUUUUGCUCAGAGUCUCCUAAAAAAGAUGUCACAUCGAAGUUCUAUUCCUGGCUGUGGAGUGACUUUUGAAAUUGUCUCCAAUAUUCCAGAGGAUGCCCAGGGAGUAGAGGAGCGAGAAACAUUAGCAAGAAUGGCAGCUAAUGUUGAAAACGCAGCUUCUGCUGACUCAGAGGCUUAUAUUGAAAAGUACCUCAGAAGUGUGCUGGCUGUGGAGAACCUCCUUACUUUAGAUCGUCUUCGCCAGGAAGUUGCAGUGAAGGAACAGUUGACAGGAAAAGGGAAGCUGAGUAGGAGGAGUAUUAGCUCUCCAAAUGUGAACAGAUUGUCUGGUAGCCGACAAGAUCUCAUUCCAUCCUACAGUCUAGGCAGCAACAAGGGCCGGUGGGAAAGUCAACAAGAUGUAUCACAAACCUCGGUUUCCAGGGGAGUAGCUCCAGUCGCCCCUUCCCUCCCUGGUUGUCCCCAAAAUAACCACUCUCCUGACCCAGGAUUUAGUAGCCUAGCAGCCUCCUACUUGAACCCAGUAAAAUCCUUUGUGCCACAGAUGCCAAAGCUGCUGAAGUCUCUGUUCCCUGUCCGCGACGAGAAAAGGGGCAAACAGCCAUCUCCCCUCGCACAUCAGCCGGUGCCCCGGAUCCUGGUGCAGUCUGCCCUCCUGGAUGUGGGGACGAUCAGGUUGGCGGAGCUUCAGGCUCACCAAGAGGGCGUGGAGGUUAGUGCGGCUCCUGAUGUGACUGUGCAGAUUGCCCCCGUGGUGAAGAUCUACGACAGACCAACCAAAGUGCCUCCCCAGCAGUCCGUCACUGCCAACACCCAGGCCCCAGAAGCUCAGGACGGGCCGCCCAGCCCCCUGAGCGAGGCCUCCAGCGGGUACUUUUCCCACAGUGUCUCCAGUGCCACACUGUCUGACGCGCUCAUCCCUGGCCUGGAUGCUGCUGCCCAGUCUGGCGGGCAGAUGCCCGGCUUGCCCCCUCCUGCCCUCUGCCAGGACACCCCGGAGACUGAGCUCUUGUUUCCAUCUACUACUACCAGCGCAGACAGAGAUCUUUCUGUCCAGUUGGAGGGUCAGAGCAGCCUUCCAUCACUGUCCGUCCCAGCAAAGCAAAAUGCUCGGGGCAACAGCAGUGGUGCAUCUGAGGCUAAGGAAGCAGUUUCCUGGGAGAAGCAGGAGAAAGAAGCAAGCACUUCCCUAACUCAUCUUCCCACUUCUGCCCCUCAGAAGGAAUCACCCAGCCAGCAAAGUGGAGAACUUUCCUCUGCUACCAAGCACCUAGGACGACCCGAGGACCAGGUGAAGCUGGCCGCCAGCUUAGAGCUGGAUGUCUGCAAACCACAGCUGCCUUCUGGUCUCCUCCCGCAGUCGCCUGCUCCAGCAUCUCCAUUCAGAAUCCAGAAGGUGAGGACCUCUGAGCUGAGGUCGUUCACACGCAUGCUUGGCGGAGACCCCGGCUGCCCCUCGGGUGCUGAAGAGGACCUGCUGGCCUCAGGAGGGCCGGGCCACUGCAGCUCCGGGGCACAGGCCCUGGGAAAGCUGGAAGUUUCCUCAGAUUCUGAAGAAGCCAGUGAAGUCCCAGAGUGGCUCAAAGAGGGAGAGUAUGUUACAGUGGGCACCAACAAAACGGGCAUCGUGAGGUACAUCGGGCCGACCAACUUUCAGGAAGGGACGUGGAUCGGAGUGGAGCUGGACUUACCUUCAGGUAAGAAUGAUGGCUCCAUCGGAGGGAAGCAGUACUUCAAGUGCAACCCCGGCUACGGGCUGCUGGUGAGGCCGGGCCGGGUGCGCAGGGCGGCGGGCACAGGCCGGCGGCGUAGCGCGGGGCUCAGGCUGCAGGGCGCCCCCGAGCCCCGCAGGAGCAGCACCCUCUCCGGCUCCGCCACCAACCUGGCCUCCCUGACGGCGGCCCUGGCCAAGGCCGAGGGCACUGCGAUGCUCCGGGCCGACCGGAGCCACAGGAACCCCGAGAACCGCAAAUCCUGGGCCAGCUAAGCCGACGCCCGAUGCAUGCCCUCCCUGGUGGCAUCCUCCCCCGUCCUUCCCAGGGUGACACUGACAGAGGAGGUGGCCGGUGCCCCUUCCAAGGCUUUCUGCUGACAGCCCUGGGGUGGAAUUGGAGCUGAGU